CUCGCACGCGGCCGCCAUUGGCUCUUUCGCUCUCCCGCCCUGCCGCUCGCGCGUCCCGCGCCCGCUUCCCAGCCGGAGGGGCGGCUCACGUGACGCGGCGGCGCGCUCCGGGCUGCGGGAUGCGGUGGUGGCUGCUGUGGCUGCUGUGUGCCGCCGGCUGGUGGGGCGCCGGGGGCAAGACGCUGCGGGGCGCCUUCGCCAGUGCCGCCGCCCGGCUGGAGCCUUGGCGGCCUGUGGUGCGCUUCCAGUUUCACGGUGACCAUGCUGUUCUGUGUGUCAGAGUUGAGAAUGCAGCUGUAGCUGUGACAAAAGCAGCUAGACUUCACCUGUUUCAAGCACAGGAAUGGGAGAAAGUGCAAAACAGCGUCCAAGAUCAGAGCUGUACAGAGAAGUUCUCUAAAGCUCAGCUGACAAUGACUGUGAACCACACAGAGCAAAAUCUGACAGUAUCCCAGAUUCCUUACCCGGAAACAUGGUAUGUGUUUUAUGUAGACAAGUUUACCUGCGAGGAGAAUUAUUCUGAAUCCGAGGAUAUUCAGUUUGAAAUGGUCUUACUAAACCCAGAUGCAGAAGGGAAUCCGUUAGAUCACUUUAGCGCAGGGGAAUCUGGAUUACAUGAAUUCUUUUUCCUGCUUGUCCUGGCAUACUUCAUAACUGCUUGCAUAUAUGCACAAUCCCUAUGGCAAACAAUUAAGAAGCGUGGACCUAUGCAUACUGUGUUAAAGGUGUUGACUAUCGCAUUGCUGUUGCAGGCUGGUUCAGCUUUGGCCAACUACCUGCAUUUCUCAAGUUAUUCUAAAGAUGGAAUAGGAGCACCUUUUAUGGGAAGUUUAGCAGAAUUGUGUGACAUAGUCUCACAGAUACAAAUGCUGUAUUUAUUAUUGAGUCUGUGUAUGGGUUGGACGAUAGGCAGAAUGAAGAAAUCUCAUAGCAGACCUCUUCAGUGGGAUUCCACUCCAACAUCUACUGGCAUUGCUGUAGUAGUUGUUGUUACACAGAGCUUUUUAUUAAUUUGGGAGCAGUUUGAAGAUACGAACCACCACAGCUACCAUUCACACCAUGGCUUAGCAAGCGGACUGCUUAUUGGCCUCAGAGUUUGCCUGGCUUUGUCACUGGCUGCUGGCCUUUACCAGAUCAUCACAGCAGAGAGAAGCACACUGAAAAGGGAGUUCUAUAUCACCUUUGCCAAAGCCUGCAUUCUCUGGUUUUUGUGCCACCCAUGUCUUGCAACCAUUGCUAUAAUAUUCAGAGAAUAUCAAAGAGAAAAGAUUAUUACCAUAGGCGUUAUCCUCUGUCAGUGCAUCUCCAUGGUUAUCCUCUACAGACUUUUUCUGUCUCAUAGCCUAUAUUGGGAAGUAUCUUCACUGUCAUCAGUGACGUUGCCACUAACAGUAUCCUCUGGACAUAAAAAUCGACAUCACUUCUGAGAUGUUUAGGAAGAAUACAUUAUGUAAUAAAUGUGCAAUAAUAACUUGAAUAGACAAGUGUUUUUAUCACAGGUGUUGCGAUACGUUAGUUUCACUGGAAAACUAAGUACCGGUAUCGGAGCACUUCACAGACAUUUAGUCUGGCAAAGUUCCUUGAUUAAUCUGUUAAAAGUGUUGGUGAGUGGAAAAUCCAUAGUUUGAAUAACUUUAUAAAUAUUAUUUAUGUGUAAGUGUGGUCCUGAGCUAUAUCACAGAAAAGCCUUUUCUCACCCGUUCGCAGACACAGAAAACUGUCCUUACUUCACGUCAGUACUAGGUGUGACAGCAUUAUAAAAUGCUGUUCUUAAAACAUCUGCAAGCUCAAACAAGUCUGAAAUAGGCCAGUUGUGAAAUUGGUGUGAUAUGUAAUGACAAGUACAAGUUAUCUUAUUUUAAUGCUUUAGAGAAAAUUAAUUUCAUAAAAUGUCUUAACUAUGGAAGAAAGGGAAACAAAAGAGAGAGAAUCCUCUGUAAAGCACGUGUAAAAUGUUCACAUCUGUCUUCAAGACACUUUUCUUUAUUACUAGUGUAAAGGCAAAGCCUUUAUGUGCAACUGGUGCUCACACUGGUUAAAAUUUUAGUGGAAGUGAAAAUAGGUUUUAUGUUGGGCACCUUUUUUGAAGAAAUACAACUAAAAAGUUCAUCCAAUAAUGAAGGUCUAAACAGCAGUUGAAAUGGCAACAUAAAGGUAAUGAAAACAGCAGGCUUGCAUCUUUUUAAAGAAAGGCAAAGAAAAUGGAACGGGUGAUGUGGUAGUAGAAUUUUAAUCCUGAUAUAAUUCAUUUCUGUUACAUUGAGGAUUCAAUCAUAAUUAAGCCAUAUACACAGAUUAAAUUAACAGAAGCAUUUCAAAUAAAUGUUGGUUUCAGUCAUCAACUACCCAUGAAUUCCUGCCCAAGGAUACUUAAUCAGGAUUAAAUUUUCUAUGAAUAAUUGAAAAACAAAAUACUCACUGGAUUUGUUAUAAUCCAUGUUGGCACUGGGUUCUAAGUAGUUGCCAUAUUCCAUCCAUUGUAAUAAAGCCAUACUUCUUUGUGAUGCCCUAGCAUUCAGAAAGCCACUGUAAAUAUAUACUUUAUUGAAGUGCCUGUUUAUUAUGAUUGAAUCACACUGACUUUCCCCCACCCUUCAUAAUAAGGACAUACCUACUGCCAUUGACCGAAAUCUUUCUUUUUGCAUUGUUACAUUUAAGACUUCUUUUCAUACAUGUGUUUCUUCAAAACAUGGGUUGCUGUUUUUUUUUCUAGUGAACAAAUGUUUAUUUCUUGUUAACGGUAUGUAUUUAAUUGUGUGUCUAGGAGAACACUGGGGUUCUAGCUUUAACCAUAGCUUUUCUAUUCAUGUUUGCCUCAGUUAUAAGCAUAGUUGGAAUAUAAGCUUUUUCCAUUUUAGUUCAGCAGCAGAACUAGACAUUUGCCUUUGACUAAGGCAAAAUGGCAACAUGACAAAGUUGCUCAUUAAAUCAUCUCCUUUCUUAUUGUUUGUAAUUCAGAUCAAGAAUGGCAGGUUGAGGCUGGAAAAGAUGAGAUAUUAUGAUUUCACACAAUCUUCAGAAUGAUUAAAAGAUUAAUUAUUACAUUCCUCUGAUAACCACAGAAAAAUACUAUUGGUUAAAGCUUCAGUCUUUAUUUCCCUGCUUAUCUCUGUACUUUUCAUCUUCUCAAGAAAAAGCAUCCUGUUUUCAAUAAGUCUCCAAUAAUGCAGUAGAAGAGUUCUAUCUGUCCUCAUGUGUAAGAUGUGUAAUUCACACAUAAAGUAGAAUUUUCUGAUAGAAGCACUUUACAGUUUAUGAUCCAUCGUGAUAAAAGUUUGAAUCUAAGCAAACUAACCUGUAUGUGACUUUCAGGAGAGGCACUCUAUUUGUUUCAUUCUUCAGAAGUGUGGUUUUUUUUUUACUUCCUGUAGUCCCUCUGACUUCAGUCAUUAUUAAGAUAAAUGGAAUCUUAAUUUCACCUUAUACCCUACAACAAUUCAUAAAAUUAAUCCACUGUUGAGUGUAAAUAUGAAGCAUAAAGUGUUUUAAUCUUUUCCAGAUUGCCCCAUAAGUCAGCAGGUAACAUUAUGCCCUUAGUUUGGCAUUGAAUCCAACAAGUUGAAAAUAACUGUAGCAAUUAAGGAUCGUUUUCUUAUGGUAAGUGGAACGAAGGACAUCUAUUCCUGUCCUGGUCUAUUAGCAUCCCUUCAUAACCAACACUCACCAAUUUUAUGUUGUUAAAUCAUUGAUGCAUACUGUAGCAGUAGGUCAGUGUGACUACCAUAACAUUCAAGAUGUCAGUUAAUUUGGUACAGCCUGUGUUAGAGGGGAAUCUUCAAACAUGACUAAUUUACAGAACUUUAUACUUACCUGUAUGCUAGCUUGAAGCUUUCUGCCUCUCAGUUAUGCCUGAAGAGUGUUUUGAGUAUGUGAAAGUCAGUCUCUUCUUCCUAACUUAUAUCUUCUACAAGACCAGCUGAUAACAACUUGCUAUUUUCUUGCUCAUUCGCACAGUUACCCAUUUUAUCAGUUGGGUUUCAUAACCUCAUCUUGAAAGAAUAGCUUCCAGUCUUCUUUCGGUUGCUUUGAUCAGCACAUCCUGACUGGGAAAACUAUUGCUUUUCUGAAGCGUGUUUUCUGUCAUGAGCUGUGGCUCUCUCAUACAUCUGAAGAACUCCCGAUGCAUCCUAUGUCAGCUAUGCAUUAGAUGACAGCAGCGGGCAAAAGUACUCCUUUCGUAUGCCUGUAGUACCAGAGUGUGUGUGAUGUGAGUUUGUGCCGUGUAUGCAGGGAGCUCUCAGGGAAUGCUCCAGCAGCUGCAGGCUUCCUGCAAAAGACUCUGGUGUGUACCCCUGAAGGCCACGCUGCUGCUGCUGCUGACCAUGUGAACCGGCACUGUGUAGUUGAGGUCAGGUGGCAACAUCUCACUCGAGAGUUUCUGCUCAUUCCAUAGAUCUGCUGUAAAUAAAGUUGCAGUUACAGAGUAUAUGAAUUCCAUCACCUGUGCAUUUCUGUGCUUGUGUAUUGACAAGACUGCAAACUGAAAUUGGUUGUGCUCCAAGGAAAUCCACAUCUGUGUGAGAGGACAUCUCCUUUCCAACCAUCACCUUUUUUGUUGGCACAGAUGCCAGUUUGUGUCAAUUAUGAUUUAUUGGUGUCGGGGGGAAAGUAGGGUACCCAGUCUGGGAGAAAUAAUUGCUGGUUUGGUCUACAGGAGCCCUUCAAGCUUUGAGAAGGGAUCACCUUGUAUUGCUCCCAAACAGCAUCAUGGAGGCUGGAGCAAUUCUAGGGCUUAUCACAGGUACCCUAAGCUAUUUGCUCCCUUUCUGUGUAGCAUGUGUUUAGUGUAUGUUUAUUUAAAAUACUUCAGGUAGGAAAAUUAAUGUUUAAAUAUAUGUAAAUGUAAGUGGAAAGGCUUGAUUGGAAAAAUAAUCAAGUUUCUAAUACAUAUUAAGACCUCCCACACAAGACAGCCACAGUCAGAUCUAACAAAUAUUCCUUUCUAGUUCCAGUGCCAAUGGAGAGCCAUAGCACUAUCAAAAUGAUUUUAUUUGCAUCGCAGUCCUCUACAGACCUGGAAGAAUAUCGUAUUUAGCCCUUGUUGAUUCCAUGCAAUGUUAUACCUCUGGCUGACACAAAUGUUCAUUGGACUGGCUAAAACUGCUGUCAUGCUGUGUGUUUUAACUCUUUUUGUGUGACUAUGCAAUGUACAAAGAGCCCAUGAUCCUUGCAAAUGUCUGACAUUAAAAGUAUGAAGCUGUUUUUCACAA
This is a messenger RNA of Pogoniulus pusillus (Red-fronted tinkerbird), 5210 nucleotides long. RefSeq names its product G protein-coupled receptor 180 (gene GPR180). The transcript has 9 exons. Gene Ontology annotation, biological process: response to pheromone; G protein-coupled receptor signaling pathway. NCBI's taxonomy places the organism in Eukaryota, Metazoa, Chordata, Aves, Piciformes, Lybiidae. The record is from RefSeq and is a predicted model, not a curated record. The coding region runs from base 120 to 1427 and encodes 435 amino acids.